Spirodela intermedia is the source of this 111-nucleotide messenger RNA. The record is from the annotation of a GenBank genome assembly. Lineage: Eukaryota; Viridiplantae; Streptophyta; Magnoliopsida; Alismatales; Araceae.
AUGUGCUUCAGAGACAUCUCUAGUUGGUUUUCGAGUUGCUCGAGCUCCCUCGUGUUUAAAGAGUCCAGAUCUUCUCCAAGAAGGGUUCUGCAGCAGGAGGCGGUAUCUUAA